AUGUCGCACAUUGAUUACGUUCUUUACGAGUCCCCUGUGGGCUAUGCCCUCUUCCAGGUGGUUCAUCAGUCCGAUGCGGUGGGAUUGAAAUUGAAGGAGACGCAGGCUGCCGUCAAUGAUCUCGCCAAGUUUGGCAAGAUGGUCAAAUUGACCAACUUCAGCCCUUUCCGUGGUCACGUUGAAGCCCUCGAAAACAUCAACCUCGUCUCAGAAGGCAUUAUGACCGAAUACCUCAAGUCCGUCCUCGAACUCAAUCUCCCCAAGACCGGCAAGAAGACCAAGGUUGUUUUGGGAGUCUCGGAGAAGAACUUGGCUGGUGCCAUCAAAAGCGAAUUCCCCGGACUGGAGUGCGAGACUGCCGACACCUCAGAUAUCGUCGGCGAUGUUAUCCGUGGUCUUCGCCAGCACGCCGACAAACUCCUGAAGGACCUGAAGCCUGGCGAUAUUGAGAAGGCCGGUCUGGGUAUGGGCCACGCCUACUCCCGAGCCAAGGUCAAGUUCAGCGUCACCAAGAACGACAACCACAUCAUCCAGGCUAGUGCCACCAUUGACUUCCAGGACAAGGGUGUGAACCAGUUCUUCAUGCGUGUCCGAGAGUGGUACGGCUGGCACUUCCCCGAGCUGAUCAAGAUCGUCUCCGACAACUUGACGUACGCCAAGCUCGUGCUUGUCAUUGGCGACAAGAAGACCCUGACUGACGACAGACUGCACGACCUUGCUGCCGUUCUGGGUGAAGAUGGCGAGAAAGCACAGGCUAUUAUUGAUGCUGCCAAAGUAUCCAUGGGUCUGGAUAUUGCUGCUGCCGAUCUGGAGAUUAUUGCUGGCUUUGCUGAGGCUGUUGUCAAGCAGGCUGAGAACCGCAAGACAACAUCUGCUUAUCUGGAGAAGAAGAUGGGCCACGUCGCCCCUAACCUGCAGGCCCUCAUUGGCACUCCUGUUGCUGCUCGCUUGAUCUCUCAUGCUGGUUCACUCACCAAUCUGUCCAAAUACCCUGCCUCAACUCUGCAGAUCCUUGGCGCUGAGAAGGCCCUCUUCCGCGCUCUCAAGAGCAAGAGCAACACUCCCAAGUAUGGUUUGAUCUACCACAGCAGUUUCAUUGGCAAGGCCGGUGUUCGCAACAAGGGUAGAAUCUCCCGAUAUCUCGCCAACAAGUGCAGUAUGGCUAGCAGAAUCGACAACUUUUCAGAAGAGCCCUCAACACGCUUUGGUGAGGCUCUGAGACAACAAGUCGAGGACCGCCUGGAGUUUUACGCCAGCGGCAAGAAGCCUGCUAAGAAUGCCGAUGUCAUGAAAUCCGUCAUGGCCGUUCUUGGCGACAGCGCAGACAAGGAUAGCGAUGACGACAUGGCUGAUGCCCCUGAGCCUGCCUCUGCUAAGAAGGAGAAGAAGGACAAGAAAGAAAAGAAAGACAAGAAAGACAAAAAGGAGAAGAAAGAGAAGAAGCGCAAGCGUGACGAAGAGGAAGCCGCUCCUGUCGAUGACAGUGCUGAGAAAAAGAAGAAGAAGAAGAGAAAGUCCAAGGCUGCUGAUGAGGAGUAG
Molecule: messenger RNA, 1539 nt
Organism: Pochonia chlamydosporia 170
Lineage: Eukaryota; Fungi; Ascomycota; Sordariomycetes; Hypocreales; Clavicipitaceae
Product: protein SIK1
Exons: 3
Coding region: 1-1539 (512 amino acids)
Cellular component (GO): small-subunit processome; box C/D methylation guide snoRNP complex
Molecular function (GO): snoRNA binding
Source: RefSeq, a predicted model, not a curated record